AUGGGUUCCAUACAGCAAGAAUCACAUUUCAAGAAGAUCCAGACUUUCAAGGCCGACUACGCCGACGCCACAUUCACACAGUAUGAAUCUCAACGAACGGGUCUGCGAGUGGUGGUAGUCGACCGAAAAGGACCCAAAGUCUACGGCUACUUUACCGUUGCGACAGAAAUCCACGAUGACUCGGGAUCUCCACAUACCCUCGAGCAUCUCUGCUUUAUGGGCUCGCGGAAGUACCCAUACAAGGGUGUACUAGACAAGAUUGCAACCCGAUCAUAUUCAGACACCAAUGCAUGGACAGACACCGCUGAGACUGUCUACACGCUCUCUACCGCUGGCUGGGAAGGCUUUGCCCAGCUUCUCCCAAUCUACUUGGACCAUCUGGUCGUACCUACGCUUACCGAUGCUGGCUGCUACACCGAGGUACACCACAUUGACGGGAAGGGCGAAGAUGCAGGUGUCGUGUACUCCGAGAUGCAAGGGCGGGAAAAUCUGCAAGGCGACCUGAUGGAUCUUCAGAUGCGCCGGCUACUCUACCCAGACGGAGACGGAUUCCGAGCUGAGACUGGAGGUUUGAUGGAAAACCUUCGUGUGUUGUCUGCUGAGCGCAUCCGCCAAUUCCACCGAGACAUGUACCAACCGAAGAACUUACGCCUUGUACUCAUUGGCGAGGUUGACCACACCAAUCUUCUGGAUGUUCUGGAUAGGUUUGAGGAUGACAUUGUCGACCGCGUGCCAUCUUACGAUGCACCUUUCAAACGUCCAUGGGUAGGGUCUAAGCGCACACCGUCUCUCACCAAGUCGGUUAUUGACACAGUCGAAUUCCCUGAGGAAGAUGAGUCCACUGGUGAGGUUCAGAUUGCUUUCUUUGGACCCCCGGCGACAGACGAUCUAGGCGAAACGGCACUCAACACUGUGUUGACGUAUCUCGCCGGCUCUUCCGUGUCAAUCUUGGUAAACACUCUCGUUGAGAAGGAACACCUUGCCAGUGAAGUUUACUUCUGGGUCAAGAGCAAUUUCGACAUGAUCAUUUGGUUCACGCUGAGCUCUGUUGAGACAAACAAGCUUGCAGAUGCCGAAAAGCGCUUCUUCGAGGUCCUCAAAGAACAUGCGUCGAAGCCGCUGGACUUGAGCUACAUGAAAGACUGCCUUCGUCGCUUCAAGAGGCAAGCCCAGUUCCUGUCGGAGACCAGCAACGACGAGUACAACAGCCCGAUUCUCAAAGACCACCUCUACGGGAACAGAGACGGGUCUGAUCUCGAAGAGGGUAUGGCCACUCUCAAGGUCUUUGAUCAAUUAGAGGAAUGGACGGAGGAGGAGUGGCGAAACUUCAUGAAGAAGUGGCUUUCAGAUGCCCACCAUGUCUCGCUGCUUGGCAAACCCUCAAUUGCACUGUCCGAGAAGAUCAAGGCAGAUGAGGUUGCUCGCGUCAAGGCACAGCAGGAGAAGUUCGGCGAAGACGGUCUGAAGAAGCUGGCAGACAAGUUGAAGCAGGCUCAAGAUGAAAAUGACAAGCCCAUCCCAGAGGGAAUCAUCGCAGGGCUGAGCGUGCCCAGCACAGAAUCAAUUCACUUCUUCGAGACCACCACGGCUCGCUCGGGGCUCGCAAAGGAACUAGGUACCGAGGACAACCAGAUCCAGAAGAUUGUCGACCAGAACGAAAAGAACCUACCGCUCUUCAUCCAUUUCGAGCACAUACCGACAUCCUUUGUCCACUUUGGUCUGGCACUCGGAACAGCGAACAUACCCACCGACCUCAAACCUUUGCUAGGCGUAUACCUAAGCAACUUCUUCGCGACCCCAAUCACAAAAGACGGCAAGCGCAUGGAAUUUGAAGAAGUCAUCACCAAGCUGGAACAAGACACGAUCGAGUACUCCAUGGACCGCGGAUCCGAGAUUGGCAACUCAGAAAUGAUAUACAUAACCUUCGUCGCCGAAGCGGACAAGUACCCCAUAGUCGUCCAAUGGCUUACAACAAUGCUCGUAGACUCCGUUUUCGACACCGAGCGCCUAAUAGCCACAGUAAUCAAGAUGCUCGCCGACGUCCCCGACGAAAAGCGCGACGGAAGCAGCAUGGCCUUCGCCGUAGACCGCAUGAUCCACUACGCGCCCUCCUCCUCGGUGCGCGCAACAAACACGCUCGUCAAAGCCCGCUACCUAAAACGCACCCUCAAGCUCCUCAAAUCCACGCCCAACGCCGUCCUCGAAAAGCUCGAAGCCCUACGCACCCACCUCCUCACAUUCUCCAACCUCCGCCUCCUCGUAAUCGCAGACCUAACCUCCCUCCCCAACCCAGUCCAAACCUUCUCCCUCCUCACCUCCGCCAUCCCCCCCGCCACCAACCCCCCCUCCCUAACCCCAAUAGACGACCGCAACGCCGUCCUCUCCCCCCACGGCCGCUCCCCAGGAGGCGCCCACUUCCUCAUCCCAAUGCCCAUCGACUCCUCCUUCGCGGUCCUCACCUCCGCCGCCCCAAAAGGCUACACACACCCCCACCUCCCCGCCCUCAUGGUCGCCCUCGCCUACCUCGACGCCGUCGAAGGCCCCAUGUGGCAGAGCAUCCGCGGCACCGGUCUCGCAUACGGCACGCAAUUCUUCCGCGACGUGGAAACGGGGUUGCUGAAAUUCCGCAUCGUCAAGUCGCCGAAUGCGUUUUCGGCGUUUGCUCGCGCUAAGGUGGUGGUGGGUGAGUAUGCGGAUGGGACGCGCGUGUUUGAGAGGCUGGCGCUUGAGGGCGCGAUUUCGAGUAUUGUGAGGGAGUUUGUGGAUGAGCGGGCGACGGUUGUGGAUGCCGCGCGGAGUUCGUUUGUGGAUCUUGUUACGCGGGGGGUGGCGAAGGAUUGGCAGGAGUGGUGUUUGCGGGAGGUUAGGAUGGUGGGGGUCGAGGAUGUGCAGGCUGUGUUGAGGGAUGUAGUUAAGGCGGUUUUUGAACCAGGGACGGCGGAUUUGGUGGUUACGUGUGGGGGGGUUAUGCUGGAUGGCCUCAAGAAGGACUUUGAGAACGCGGGUUUCACGGUGCAAGUCAAGCAGCUCGCGGACUUUAGCGAGGCGUAUGGUUUGGAAGGCGACGACGAAGACGAUGAAGUCGACGACGACGACGACGACGACGAUGAUGAGGAUGAUGAGGAUGACGAGUCAGGAAGCGGCGAGACUGACAGUGCAGACGAGAUGAAGGACUGA
Molecule: messenger RNA, 3177 nt
Organism: Dothidotthia symphoricarpi CBS 119687
Lineage: Eukaryota; Fungi; Ascomycota; Dothideomycetes; Pleosporales; Dothidotthiaceae
Product: zinc metalloprotease-like protein
Exons: 3
Coding region: 1-3177 (1058 amino acids)
Molecular function (GO): metal ion binding
Source: RefSeq, a predicted model, not a curated record